CGACACUCGACACUGCGACAAUCAACACGACAGCGCCGGACGAUAGCCAUGGCUCCCAAGGUGGAUAACAAGCAAGGCAAGACCAAGCCCAGCGACAAGGCUGGUGCUGCCGCCAAGGCAGUCAUUAAGGGUGCUGGUGCGCACAAGUCUCGUAAGGUCCGCACCUCUACGACCUUCCACCGCCCCAAGACCCUUCAGCUUUCCCGGUCGCCCAAGUACCCCCGCAAGUCGAUCCCCCAUGUCCCUCGCCUCGAUGCGCACAAGGUCGUCCUCUACCCUCUCAACACCGAGAGCGCCAUGAAGAAGAUCGAGGAGAACAACACCCUGGUCUUCAUCGUCGAUGUCAAGUCCAACAAGCGCCAGAUCAAGCUCGCCCUCAAGAAGCUGUACGACGUUGACACCGUCAAGGUCAACACCCUCGUCAGACCCGAUGGACUUAAGAAGGCCUACGCCCGUCUAACCCCUGACGUUGAUGCUCUGGACAUCGCUGCCACCAAGCUUGCCAUCGUCUAGAUAUAUUUCAUUUAGGGUUUGGGUGAAUUUUUAUUUUGCGCGGUGGUUCAUAAAUAUCAGUCAUAAAGUUAGCUGCCAAUGCUUGAAUGAGGGCUGAAUGAUCGUUUCCAAAAAAGAAGAGGGAAUUACUCGAAUGCAUGAAUACCACGAAUAAA
Aspergillus costaricaensis CBS 115574 is the source of this 668-nucleotide messenger RNA. RefSeq names its product 60S ribosomal protein uL23. The coding region runs from base 49 to 513 and encodes 154 amino acids. The record is from RefSeq and is a predicted model, not a curated record. Gene Ontology annotation, biological process: translation; ribosomal large subunit assembly. The transcript has 4 exons. Lineage: Eukaryota; Fungi; Ascomycota; Eurotiomycetes; Eurotiales; Aspergillaceae. Gene Ontology annotation, molecular function: structural constituent of ribosome. Gene Ontology annotation, cellular component: cytosolic large ribosomal subunit; ribosome.